Molecule: messenger RNA, 1469 nt
Organism: Acanthopagrus latus (yellowfin seabream)
Lineage: Eukaryota; Metazoa; Chordata; Actinopteri; Spariformes; Sparidae
Product: methyltransferase-like protein 23
Exons: 5
Coding region: 177-893 (238 amino acids)
Cellular component (GO): cytoplasm; nucleus
Source: RefSeq, a predicted model, not a curated record
GUGUCCUUCUUGUGUUUUGGUCGAUGGCGGAAACACAUACAUGCGUGGCUGCUCGUGUUAGAUUUCAACAUAAAUAAUAUUAAAACUGGUCAAUAUUGAUUUCUAAUGACAAUACAAAUAUCCAGAAUAAUAGUUGGUGAUGUGAUAAAGUAAUAUGACACAGUAGUAGUGACAUAAUGGACACCAGUGGAGCCGAAACGCCGAGCACAGCUUACAAAGUUUUCACGUUUGAAGACAGCAAGAACGACAGACAGGAAUCACUGUGUGUGUCCAUACCUGAGGUUCUGGAUCCACAGUAUGGGAUGUAUGUGUGGCCCAGUGCUGUGGUUCUGGCUCAGUAUCUCUGGACUCACAGAGAGCAGCUGAGAGACGAGACGGUGCUGGAGCUCGGUGCAGGUGUGAGUCUGCCAGGUGUGGUGGCUGCCAGGUGCGGUGCGAAGGUGAUCCUGUCCGACAGCACGAGGAAUCCUCUGUGUCUGGAGAACUGCAGGCGCAGCUGUGAGGCCAACGGCCUCCGUGAUGUGGACGUGUUGGGUCUCACCUGGGGGGAAAUCUCACCUGACCUCGUUCUGCUUCCUAAACUGGACGUCAUCCUGGGAUCAGAUGUUUUCUACGAGCCGCAGGAUUUUGAAGAUGUCAUCGUCACUGUUGCUUUUCUUCUAAGAAAGAACCCCAGAGCCCAGUUCUGGACCACAUACCAGGAGAGAAGUGCUGACUGGUCGAUUGAAGCUUUGCUCCACAGGUGGAAGAUGAACUGCGUCGAAGUUGGUCUGGAAACAUUUGCUGCAGAUAAACCUGAGCUGGCUGGAUCGACUCUGCCGGGCAGCCACAGCAUCGACAUGAUGAUCAUCACACUGAAGACGGGAGACGACGAGCAGCGACAGAUUAUCUGACGUCUCCCAGAGGAACAACGAGUGCCACAUCUGGGACAAGUUAUAAAAAAGAAAGAAGAAGCAGAAAGUAUUAUUUUAUAUGUUUACAGAGAAACAAACAUGGAGAGUUUAGAAUAAAGUCACAUUUUAUAUGUUUAAUAAAAAUAUGAACUGAAUCUUGACGUGUUUUCAGUCUCUAAAAUGACGUUUUUUUACAGGAACAUCACAUUUCCACUCUGUCAGUUGGUACAAACACUCAACAUGUUUCUGCUCAGAAUCACUGAACCAGGAUCAGAUUGAAAUCUGAUUUUUCCUCUGCUGAAGCCUGAGAGUGAACGUGAGGCUCACUGACUGAUUCUUUGUCUGAGACGUUGGAAAAAUCCAUCAUGAGCUUCAGAAGUGUUUUCAUUACUAAAGACGCGAUAUUAUUACUAUUUCAGGAUGAUAAGAGCAUGUCUGAAGCUGCAGGAGGAGCCAGAGACUACCUGAUAUAUUGAGGUUUUAUCUUUGUUAUAUUUCUUAGACGUUAUAUUUCUCAUCAACUGAUCCAGUUUCUUCCUCUGCACGUUUCUGAAUGAAACUUUCCUGAUGGGAUAU